AUGGUGGACAAAGAGGAGGGAAAGGGUUGCUCGGCAAUGGUCAUCGAAAAGAUUUCCCCAGAGGAGUCACGACGCUCGUGGUUGAGACUGAAAUUUUGUCAGGUCUACUUUCUGCUCGUUUUGGUUGCAGUUUUGGCGUUCGCCAUUCUCAUCUUUUGCAUCGUUUUCGCAGCAAAGCUAAGCCAAAUGAAUAGCCGUUAUGAGAGUAUAGAGGCGAAGACAAAGGGAUUGAUGGAGAUGAAGCAAGGGUUCAACAAUUUCCAAAACGCUGGUUUACUGUUAAAUGGCAACAAUAAUAAGCAAAAGACGGGCGAUGGAGUUCCAUCGAAAGAUGAGUACGAUGAAAUGGAAGGAGAGGGAUUACCGCCAGCGAUCAAGCCAUCAAAAGUCGUUUAUGGAAGUGAAAAGGAUCAAAAACAAACGACAAUGAUACCAGAAAACGAAUUAUUUCUGGACAAAAUGAAGCUCCGGGAGGAGGCGGCAAAAACAGUGAACUUCGAGAAGCGACAAGAGGAUCCACCGGUGAUCAAUCAAGGCAAAUACAUACCACCAACGGAAAAAAUCCGAUAUGUCGAUCCUGACCCGUAUCGAUGGUAUCGAGAAGGAGGAGCAUGUGGAAAAAUGGAUCAAUGCCCGGGCUCGAAAAACUAUUUCUUUCGAGAAACGAAGCCUCUCGUAGUGAUCUCGUUUGAUGGUUUCUCAAAAGUGUACGAUCAGAAUCGAGCAGUGAAAAAUCUCGAGCACAUCAAGAAGUGCGGAACGACGGCUGAAUUUGUGAUUCCGUCCUAUCCGACAAAAACUUUCCCAAAUCACUACACAAUUGCCACUGGAGUUUAUCCGGGACAUCACGGAUUGGUCGAUAACUAUGUCUAUGAUCCAGCGAUCUCAGACAAGGUUCUUGACGGUAAAUACAAUCGCGAUCCAAGGCUGUUUCAAUCAGAUCCGAUUUGGUCACUCUACAAGCGAGUAACUGGCAAGAAAACGGCGUGUAUGAUGUGGAUCGGAUGCAACAAUCACCCCGAUUUUCAGCCGGAUUAUCUGGAACCGUUCAAUUUCAACAUCACUGACGCACAGAAAUUUGAUGAGGUCGCUGAAUGGCUAUCAAAGCCCGAAGACGAACGACCCGGCCUCACUAUGGUCUACAUUGCCGAGCCGGACGAUAGCUCACAUUGGGCGAGGAUGAAUGAAGGGAAUUUGAGAAGCGACGCUCUUGCCGAAAUUGAUCACUUGCUCGGGCGUUUCUUCAACAAACUGCACGACAAGAAUCUGAUGGACUGUUUUAACAUCAUUGUACUCUCUGAUCAUGGAAUGGCUGAUCUUUACACUCACAUCAACUUGAAGACGAAACUCUUCGAUCCAAAGCUAAAAAUGAUCACCGGUCCUUUAGCUCGAUUUCAUUUUGAUGGAAGCUCCACAACUCAAGCGGAUAUUCGAAAAGCUUUCCCAUGUGACAAUGGGACAAAUCAUUUGCUUUUUAACAAGAAAACCUUUCCACCGAGGUGCCACUACACGGAGAAUCCAAGGACAGGGGAUAUGAUACUGGAGGCACCGAUUGGGACAGAAUUCAGAGGGGAUGAUUCAACUUAUCGUCACGGAGAUCACGGUUACGAUUACCUCGAGCCCGAGAUGAGAACCGUUUUCUUCGCACGAGGGCCCGCCUUUCAAAGAAAAGCUGUUCUCGCUCCAUUUCAAAAUGUUGAAUAUUACAACUUGUUUGCCGAGCUCCUUGACAUUCCGAGCAAGCUCAUCUCUCCAAACAAUGGCACAUACGGGCGAUUGGAGGGAGCGCUGACGAAACAAAACAACGAACAGGAUCCAUUCUACUGGGCAGCUCAAACGAUACCUGAAUGUCCCCGAAGAGCGUUUCAAUUACCGACAAUAAAGGGAUGCGGUCCCGGUUACCAAUCAUGUGAUGCUCCUUCUGCGAUUUGUCAUCAAAAACCGAGAAACUUGGCAGCAACAAGUUUGACGGAUGUCAAAUUCUGUGUAAAAGAGCUUUGCGAUUUAACCGUUUUGGAAAGAAGAGAAACGUUGGAUGCUCCCAAAAAUCAGUUCUUUGCGUCAGCGGUGGAUAAAAUCGUUUACGAGAUGGCCACUGAGAAAAACAGCACUAACGAUUGCCCAUAUUAUAGAGAAGACUACAUGGAAGGGUGUAUAUUUUAUGAGGCGUCCCCCGAAAACCCUACAACCCAUGUUGGGUUGUCGAUACGAAAUCAAAGAUACAUGUUCGAAUCUGUUAAGAUGAAUGUCUUUUUCAAGGGAGUCUGGGAUGAAUUGAACGCGUUGACGAACGAAUAUCUAUCAAAUCAAGAGCCGCUAUUGGUGAUCUCCGGCUCAUACACAAAGGAUGGAGAUUUGCCCACUCAUCUCUUCCGAAUUCUUCUUUCGUGCGGACCCAAAGAUAACUGGAAUCCGGUGCUACGGGAAUGUGUGGAUCAAAAUCACUCUCGUGUUCUCUCAUUUCUUUUCCCCAAUAUGGAUGAGGAUCUGAAUUGCAUGGAUUCUCGAAAACGUCUUCUCAAGUACACCGCCCGAGUUCGGGACAUUGAAGCACUGACAGGGUUGAGAUUUUUCCGCAACUCUCUCCCCUAUCCACAAAUGAUUCAAAGAACAACUUUUAUCCCGCUAGAACUUUGG
Messenger RNA from Mesorhabditis belari, 2637 nucleotides. Lineage: Eukaryota; Metazoa; Nematoda; Chromadorea; Rhabditida; Rhabditidae. The record is from the annotation of a GenBank genome assembly.